This is a messenger RNA of Zophobas morio, 3883 nucleotides long. It is a transcript of the gene SMC2, whose product is annotated as structural maintenance of chromosomes protein 2. The coding region runs from base 309 to 3815 and encodes 1168 amino acids. Lineage: Eukaryota; Metazoa; Arthropoda; Insecta; Coleoptera; Tenebrionidae. Gene Ontology annotation, molecular function: protein binding; ATP binding; ATP hydrolysis activity. The transcript is spliced from 13 exons. Gene Ontology annotation, biological process: chromosome organization. The record is from RefSeq and is a predicted model, not a curated record. Gene Ontology annotation, cellular component: chromosome.
CACCCACACCCAAAAUAAUUUUUUUCCGCCAAACCUGAUUAAUAAUAGUAAUAGUUGCAAGAGCGUGAUUACCGAAUUUCGAUUGUCUUUAAUCUCUGAAGUCGAGAAUGUUUUUUUGAAAGCGCGUAAUAUUACUGUGGUUUAGUUUAGAAGUCGCGUAUUAUAACCCCCGCCUCUGGUUUGUUUCGUUCUGCGCAUAACCUCACAGUCGUGUUUUCAAACAAUUAUUGAAUAACUGAAAAAAACCGCUUAAACUUGGUUAAACUCAUGAUUAUAACGCGUGUUUAAGCAAAUCUGAAGAAGUCGCGAUGUACAUAAAGUCCGUCGUGCUCGAGGGUUUCAAGUCCUACGGCCACCGCACCGAAAUCACAGGUUUCGACAAACAAUUUAACGCAAUCACGGGCUUAAACGGUAGCGGGAAGUCGAACAUCCUCGAUUCGAUAUGUUUCGUCCUAGGAAUUUCGAAUUUAAGCCAUGUCCGUGUUGGAAAUUUGCAAGAUUUGAUCUACAAGAGCGGCCAGUGCGGGAUAAACAAAGCCACGGUGUCCAUCACCUUCGACAAUAGCAACCCCGAUCAGUGUCCUCCGGGGUUUGAAAAUGUGUCGGAAAUCACGAUCACGCGCCAGAUCGUUCUAGGGGGAAAGAACAAGUACAUGAUAAACGGGUCAACCGUGCAGAACAAAAAAAUCCAAGAUUUGUUUUGCUCGGUUCAGCUGAACGUGAAUAACCCCCAUUUUUUGAUCAUGCAAGGGAAGAUCACCAAAGUGUUGAAUAUGAAGCCCUAUGAUAUUUUAGCUAUGAUUGAGGAAGCCGCGGGCACGAAAAUGUACGAAGUAAAAAAAGAAACAGCGCAGAAAACUAUUGAGAAAAAAGACGCGAAAUUGAAGGAGUUGAAAUCGGUGAUUAAUGAGGAGUUGACACCAAGGCUGGAAAAGUUGAGGACUGAAAGAGCCAAAUAUAUGGAGUAUAAAAAUGUGGAACGAGAAUUAGAGCACAUGUUGCAGUUGUAUCAAGCUUGGGAAUAUUUUGCGUCUAAACGCAGGUACAUUCAGGCUAAAGAAGCUGUAGAUGAGGAGGAAGACGUCAUGAAACAACUUGAAACGGAAAUGAAUAACCAUAAAAACGAGCUUGUACAAACUGAUGAGUUGGUUGAGGAGUUAACCAGAAAGGCGGACGCUGAAGGUAAUGAAAAUUUGCAAAAAGCGGAAACUGAGCUAAAAGCAGCUGAAAAAUCCCAGGCGAAAGUGAACGCUAGCAUAAAAUCCAUAACCGACGAAAUCAACACUGAAAAAAAGAAAAAAACGCAGCUUGAGAAGAACCUCGCUGACGACGAAAAAGCCCUCAAAUCUGUAGAGUCAGAGCUCGCCAAAGUCCAAGCCCACUUCCUCCAGUUGAAACAAGCCGACGAAAAAGACACCCAAGCCUUCCUCGCCUCGCAAAAACGCUUUGAAGCCCUCAGCGCCGGCAUGGAGAUCAAUGAUGAAGGCGAAGCCGAAACGUUGCUCGAGCAACUGAUGAACGCCCGCCAGGAAGCCGCCAAAAUCAACACCGAGAUGAAACAAGCCAACAUGAGACAGAAAUUCUGCAAGGACCAGCUCCAAGAAAAGCAGAAAAAGCGCGUUUCGAACGCCAACGAAACCGCCAACGAUCAGAGGGCUCACGAUACGACGGUCCAGGAAAUCAAGAACUUGGAAACGGCGCUGAAGAAGCUGAACUUCGACGAGGAACGAAUAAACGAGCUGCAAAGUCGUAGAAGGGGGCUAGUACAAGACGUGCGGAGGCUCAGGGACCGCGUCGAGAAUUUCGAGGCGCAUAAGCCAUACACUCAGUUCAGGUACAAAGACCCUGAGGCUAACUUCAACAGAGGGAGCGUCCUGGGGGUGGUUUGUCGGUUGAUCAAGGUCAAGAAUGAAGAGGCGAAUGUUGCGAUUGAGACGGCAGCCGGGGGCAGGCUCUACAAUGUCGUAAUCGACACUGACGUCACGGGUAAAAAACUUCUGCAGAGGGGUGAGUUGCGACAAAGGACGACUUUCAUGCCACUCAAUAAGCUUCAAGCGAAUAGAAUGAACAACGACAUCGUGCGAGCGGCACAGGAACUGGUUGGUGAAAACAAUGUCCAACACGCGAUUUCUCAUCUAAGCUACGACAAACGACUGCAAGUCAUUAUGGAGUUCAUUUUCGGCAACGUUUUCGUUUGUAAGGAUAUAAGUAUAGCACGACAGGUGGCUUUCCAUGACCGGAUUAGGCGAAAAUGUGUCACUUUGGAUGGGGAUGUGGUGGAUCCCGCGGGGACUCUCAGUGGUGGUGCGCCCCAAAAAGGGGGCUCAGUUUUGAAACAGCUCGACGAAAUCAUGCAGGCAGAGGCCGAACUGAGCGCAAAAGAGCAAGAACUGGCCCAAGUUGAAGCCGAAAUUCGUGACUUAAGCGCCAAACAAAACCAGUUCGCGAAUUUAAAACAACAACUAGAGAUAAAACAGCACGAGUUGAGUUUAAUAAAGCAGCGACUGCAGCAAACGUCGCACUACAGGCACCAGGAAGAAAUCGCGAAUUUGCGGACGGAAAUAGAACAACUGAACGAGAAAAUACAAAAUUGUAUCGAAAACGAGCUGAAAUUUAAGGAGAAGAUCCAAAACUUGGAAGAUCGGGUCAAGAAUUCGAAAGACGGACGAGACGGGCAGAUAAAGCAGGCCGAAACCGAGAUGAACAAGUUGAAAAUGAAAGCCGACAAGAGUAAGAAAGAGUGGAAGCAGAAGGAGCAGGAUUACGAGACGUUCAACUUGGAGAUUGAGGAGUUGAAGAAGAGUAUAGAGAAUACGCAACAACAGAUAAAAGCGAGUGAGGAAACUGUAGCACAACUAAAGGAAAAACACGACGAGAUUGUGUCAAAUUCGAAAGAAAUGAACGAAAACGUGUCCAAGUUGCAAACUGAGUAUAAACAAGAAAAAGCGGUCAUAGCAGAGAAAAACAAAGACGUUCAGCGAAAAAUCCGGCGAAAAGAAGAGCUGCAAAAUUUGAUCACCAGUUGCGAAAUUAAAAUAAAAGAGAACGCGCACAAGCUUAAAAAAUUGAAAGACGACUGCAAGAAUUUGAAUAAGAAGCAAGCGGAUUGUGAGAAAAGAGCGAAAGAAAGCAGUCUGAAGGACGCCGAGGGUAUGAGCGACGAAGACGGGAAUGAAUUGGAGAGGAAAAUACGAAAGUCGCAAGAAAUGAAAAAUAGUUUAGGUCGGACGAUUAACAACAAGGCGCAGGCGCACUUCGAACAACAGGAGAAAGAAUACAGCGAAUUGAGACGAAAGCAGAAAAUUGUGGAACAAGACAAGAGAAAGUUGCUUCAAGUGAUUAGAGAUCUGGAUAAGAAAAAAGAAGAGAUCUUGAGGAAAGCGUACGACCAGAUAUCGAAGGAUUUCGGGUCGAUUUUCAGUACGUUGUUGCCGGGGGCCAACGCGAAGCUGCUGCCACCUACCGGGCAGACGAUUCUCCAAGGACUAGAGGUUAAAGUGUCGUUGGGUGACGUUUGGAAGGAAAGUUUGACGGAGUUAAGCGGAGGACAGCGCUCUUUAGCGGCAUUGUCGCUAAUUUUGGCCAUGUUAUUGUUUAAGCCUGCUCCUCUGUACAUUUUGGACGAAGUGGACGCGGCUUUAGAUCUGUCGCACACGCAAAAUAUCGGCAACAUGUUGAAGACUCACUUCAAAAAAUCUCAGUUUAUCAUUGUGUCCUUGAAAGACGGGAUGUUCAACAACGCUAACGUGCUUUUUAGGACGCAGUUUGUGGACGGCGUGUCCACGGUAACAAAAACCGUCAACAAAAACCACUGAAUGUUUUCUACCAGUGUUUAUUAUUAUAUUAGUUGUAUUUUUAUACGAAAUAAAUUGAAGAUUUUUUA